Messenger RNA from Brienomyrus brachyistius, 2349 nucleotides. RefSeq names its product calpain-2 catalytic subunit-like. The transcript is spliced from 21 exons. Gene Ontology annotation, biological process: proteolysis. Gene Ontology annotation, molecular function: calcium-dependent cysteine-type endopeptidase activity; calcium ion binding. Lineage: Eukaryota; Metazoa; Chordata; Actinopteri; Osteoglossiformes; Mormyridae. The record is from RefSeq and is a predicted model, not a curated record. Gene Ontology annotation, cellular component: cytoplasm. The coding region runs from base 79 to 2181 and encodes 700 amino acids.
UACUGACAGCUCCGAUUCAGUCAUACGUGCAAAGCAACCGAGGCACUAUAAUACACGACACCGCGGGACCCGAGCGAAAUGUCCGGAGUUGCAUCUAAGCUAGCCCAUCAGAGGGCACUGGCCGCAGGGUUUGGUACCAAUGCCAACGCCAACAAGUAUCUGAACCAGGACUUCGAGCAGCUCCGGAGUCAGUGUCUGGCCCGAGGUGAACUCUUUUCGGAUCCCACCUUCCCAGCUGUUCCGGAGUCCUUGGGUUUUAAAGAACUUGGACCCAAUUCUAGUAAAACUAGAGGGGUCCAAUGGAAACGACCGCGGGAGCUGUGCUCACGCCCGCGUUUUAUUGUUGGAGGAGCCACCAGAACCGAUAUCUGCCAGGGAGGUCUGGGUGACUGCUGGCUUCUGGCUGCCAUUGCCUCCCUAACACUCGAUGAGGAUGUAAUAGCCAGGGUUGUCCCCAGCGGACAGGACUUCGAUGCCAGCUAUGCUGGAAUUUUUCACUUUCAGUUCUGGCAGUUUGGCGAGUGGGUGGACGUGGUGAUCGAUGACCGGCUGCCCACCAGAGACGGGGAGCUGCUGUUCGUCCACUCAGCUGAGGGAUCUGAGUUCUGGAGCGCCCUGAUGGAGAAGGCCUACGCCAAGGUGAAUGGCUGCUAUGAGGCCCUGUCGGGGGGGUCCACCACAGAGGGCUUUGAGGACUUCACUGGUGGGAUCGCUGAGUGCUUCGAGCUGAGGAAAGCCCCCCCCAACAUGUUCCAGAUUAUCAAGAAAGCUCUGGAUGCAGGAGCCCUGAUUGGCUGCUCCAUCGACAUCACCAGUGCUGCUGAUUCCGAGGCCAUUACUGUUCAAAAGCUGGUGAAGGGCCACGCCUAUUCCCUUACAGGUGCAGCAGAGGUCGAUUACCGGGGAGGCAAAGAGAAGCUGGUGCGGGUCCGGAACCCAUGGGGUCAAGUGGAGUGGACGGGAGCUUGGAGUGACAAUUCAUCUGAGUGGAACUAUGUCACCAGCAAAGAGGUGCAGAACGUGAAGGCAGAUGAUGGCGAGUUCUGGAUGUCUUUUUCGGACUUCAUGAGGCAUUAUUCUCGAUUGGAGAUAUGCACUCUGACCCCAGACGCAUUGACCAGUGAUCGUUUUACGAGCUGGAGUGUGUGCAACCAUGAUGGCAACUGGAGACGAGGUUCCACGGCAGGAGGCUGCAGGAACAACCCCAGCACCUUCUGGAUAAACCCACAGUAUGUGGUCAAGCUGGAUAAGGUUGACGUGGACCCCAGCGCCAACGAGGCCGGCUGCAGCGUCGUGGUGGGCUUGAUCCAGAAGAACCGGCGCCGCCUGAGAAAGUCGGGAGAGGACAUGCACACUAUCGGCUUUGCCAUCUACGAGCUUCCACCACAGUUCCAUGGCCAAAGGGAAGUUCAUCUGGACAGGAACUUCUUCCUGACCCAUGCGCAGAAGGCGCGCUCCGAGACCUUCGUCAAUACGCGGGAGGUCACCUCACGCUUCCAUCUGCCAACCGGGGAAUACCUCAUCGUGCCCUCCACCUUCGAGCCCCACCUGAAUGGGGACUUCUGCGUGCGCGUCUUCUCUGAACAGGAGCAAGAAACUCAACGCAAUGAUGACCCCCUUGAUGCAGUCUUGGAGGAUGACAAAGUACGUGACUGUGAUGUGGAUUCAGGAUUUAGGACCCUGUUCGCAAAACUCGCAGGAAGUGAUAUGUUGAUUUCCGCUUCAGAGCUACAAUCUAUUUUGAACAAGAUCACUUCAAAACGCACUGACAUCAAACUAGACCCAGAAGGCUUCAGUCUAGACUCCUGCAGAGUCAUGGUCAAUCUCAUGGAUGAUAGUGGAGAUGGUAAACUGGGUUUGGGAGAGUUUGCCACACUUUGGAAGAAGAUACAGAAAUACCUGGGUAUCUUCAAGAAGAUGGACACGGAUGGCUCUGGCACCAUGAGCACCACAGAGAUGCGCUUGGCCCUGAAGGAGGCAGGCUUCACCCUGAACCACACCGUCUUCCAAAUCAUCAUCACCCGCUACUCGGACCCCGACCUCACUGUGAACUUUGAUAACUUUAUCAACUGCCUGAUCCGGCUGGAGAUGAUGUUCAGAGUUUUUAAGAAAGCAGAUCCGCAUAAUACCGGCUCCAUAGAGCUUGAUUUCUUCCAGUGGCUCACAUUUACUAUGAUAUAGAAGAACUUUAAGAAGUUUGCAAGCCAUGUAAAAAAACAUUUUUUAAAAAAUCCUUUGAUUUUACAGACAAGUUUUAUUACAGAUGAUGCAAAGUUAACAGGCACAUCAGGUACUUAUUCUUGUGAGAUUUUGAUUAUUCUACAAUAAUAAAAUUACAUAUUACAAUUA